Messenger RNA from Leishmania braziliensis MHOM/BR/75/M2904, 813 nucleotides. RefSeq lists its product as hypothetical. The transcript has a single exon. Bases 1 to 813 code for a protein of 270 amino acids. The record is from RefSeq and is a predicted model, not a curated record. Lineage: Eukaryota; Euglenozoa; Kinetoplastea; Trypanosomatida; Trypanosomatidae.
AUGGAGCAGAACAAGCUGCAACCCGUAGUUUCUGCGGUGCAAGCCGAGGCGCUCUCGAAGCCUGAGGAUCAUCCUCGCCGUGCGUCUCCAGUGUGGCGUGUGUACCGCCUCCGCGACGCGUGCGCGGCACUGCAGCUGAGUCUCAUGGCGUACGAGUGCCGUCAUUGCAGUGCACAUUCGAUGACGGUCGCAACGUACGUUGAUGCCUGCGCUUCGGAUCUCGUCAAAGGCGUGCGCACUCUAGAGGGUGACGCCUUAUCGUCUUUGCCUACCUGUGACUCAUCUGACGCCAUCACGACGGUGACAGCACGCUGGUUUUACAUCGGCUCUGAGACAGAUGGCGACGUACGCGUGUACCUGAUGCUGCCCACCUAUGCAGAUUACUUCUUUGACUACACAAUGCACUGGGCACGGAUUGCUCACGCCGAAAUGGCUCGCCAGUACGUUGGCCACGGACUCAUUGCAAAGCUUCAGACUGUCGGUGGGGGUUGGGCCUCGUUACACCGAGCCGACAAGUCCCUCAUGUGCGCGUUGCAGCUGUACGCGGUGGCUCAAGCAGUGUUCGACGAGGAUGUGAUGCGAAAGAGCCGACUCUUUAUUGGCUGGGCUUAUCUCUGGAACUGCAAUCCGGCCAAAGCACUGGAGGUGUUCCAUGGGGAGCUGGAAGCGGCGCGGCGGCACGGCAACACGGCCCACGAAAGGCGCUGCCUACACGCCAUUCAGAACGCGGAGCAUAACCCUUUCCUCGCCCCUGGAGGGGCGCACACAGGCCACUACCGGCUGGUGGAGGCCUGGUGGGAUGUGCUUAAAUAA